AUGAACGGCCGCAUUAACGGUCGCGAAAACGGUCGUCACGUAAACUGUCAUCAAGGAAACGGAGUGGCUAACUUUCAUCAUCCGGCUAAUGGCGGUCGGCCACACGGAGAUAGCGACGACGAGGAGUUCCACUCGGCUGAAGUUACCAGGACCGGAUCUUCUAACGAGGAUUUCUUUGACGCGGCGGAGGACGGGCUAGAAGAAUAUCUCAGCAGCGACGAGGAUUUCCAAAACGCUCCCACCAUCACCAUCAACGGUAGCAGCCGAGCCGCUCCUACUCGCGGCCGGCGAACCUCGUACCGCGACCUCGUCGCGCGAAUCCAGGAAGAGUCCAGAAGGCGAGCAGAAGCGGAGGAAGCGCUGUCCGCCUGCACGAAACGGCUGGACGGCGUGCGAGCCGCGGUCGCAGCCGCGCAGAAAGCACUCGACGAAGCUGCUCUGAUCGUUCUCAGUCCGGCGGGAUCUGGUGAUGCUCAAGGGGGGAACGAAAGCAGGACGGCUGGCAUCGAGGAAGCUGGAAACGAGGAUGCCAGGUCGAGAUCUGCUGACGGAUCGCAAGACAUUCCGACGGAAGCAGAUGCGACUGGAAGUGUCGGUGCAGAAACAGAUGUGACUGGGAUCCCAGUCAGUGUGGAAGCAGAUGCACCUGGGAGCGUGGAUGUGGAAGCUGCAUUGUCGAGAGCGGUUGCUGCUGCGAUGAAGCGAGGCGAGGAGCAUUUGAUAUCGGAUAAGCAGCAAGCGGAUCUGGUGGCGCGGAAAGAGGCGGAGGUAUCGCGGUUGCGAGAUAAGCUUCAAUACUGGGAGAGGAUGAACCAGGAGAUGGCUCAGAAGAAUAACGAAGCCAUUGGUAAGGAGGACAAGCUGAAAGGAUCUUUCUAG
This is a messenger RNA of Closterium sp. Yama58-4, 879 nucleotides long. The record is from the annotation of a GenBank genome assembly. NCBI's taxonomy places the organism in Eukaryota, Viridiplantae, Streptophyta, Zygnematophyceae, Desmidiales, Closteriaceae.